AUGUUGCCGGAGCAAACACCUUCGCCACAAGCGCCGAACAAGCUUGUGAAGCGAGCUUCGUCUGUCCACAGUGCUGGAGCCUCGCCUGUCCUACUUCCAGGAUCUAAGAUCCCACGGGCAGUCUUCCGCCGACCAGCGACUAGUCAUCAGCGCUCCGCUACGCUCGUGGAAAGCUCCUUGGACAGGCAUCAAACGUUGUCUACACCUAGUCACCAUAAUGGUGGCGUGCAUGGCUCGCCAUGGCGGCAGUAUUUCACCUCGAAGGUAGCUAGGGAUGAAUCAGUUGUGGGAAGGAGGCGUAGCUCGAGUAGCAUUCCAAACCCAGUCAGACGUGUCUACCCAGACAGGAAAUAUACGCCAGUCCUCGUAUCCACGCAUGAGCUACUGGGGCCGUUGGGUAUAAAGACCGAUCAUGGCCGUGGUGCAAGGAUGGCCCCAGGCGAGUCAGUUGCGAGUCUGGCGAUAGCACCUAGCGCUGCUUCAUCGCCGCUGCCAGUACCCACCACGGACUUCGCAGGCUCAGUCGCUCCAAGGCGCUCCUUCUCUAUAGGAGACCUGUUAUCAAGCGGACCACAACCGCUAUGGAAGCGGCCAACUCCAAGCAAGCGCAGGCCACUAGCUAGCAAGACAAAUCGCAAACCCAAAUCGCGCGUUACGUCCGCGCCAUCGACAUCAAUGGGCAGCACUUUCAGCAGUUCCGCGUCGCAGGAGUCGGAGCGGCCUACCAAAAGGAGAGAUCUCACGGAUCCGCAGGCUAUUCAACGCAGCAUAUACACGUCUUCGAGCGACGGUAGAUCGGCAGAGACACAGCACAGGGAGAUAGACCUUCACUUAGGCUCCCCAACUCCGCUUUCUUUGCAACUUCCGUCAACGGGCACAACCCUUGGAACCCAGCGUUCUCACGCCACCACACCCUCGCCAUCUGCGCAACGCAGGCUCCCUUCAGCAGAUCUCUGGUCGUCAGUUGCCCGUCAAGCACAUGCGUCUUCUACUCAGUCGGAGAUUACGUCCACUCCAGGAUCAGACAGCGAGCCGCGGUCCGCUGGAGGUUACAGCACGGAUUACCAGAACGAACAUGCAUUCGAUUCAUAUCCCACAAGAACCACAAGGAGCAGCUCUGGGAAGCGUGGUCCACCUAUCGAUACCAUAUUUGAUGAGUCUCCACCAAACCUCUCAUCCGGCCGCAGUACCAAGCUGCGCGACUUUCUCAAUGAAGGUCGCGCCCAAGGCAGCGAACGAAGUGGAAGAUACCGUCACAGCACUAUCGAGGAGGAAGGUAGCGUUACAAGCACGCCAAUCCAGUCAGGACGUGACAAGAACGUAACAUCGACGCCGUCUGCACGCCCGGGCACGCAACUGAUUUUCACGUCGUCUCCGCCUACCAUGCCGGAUCCUGACGAGAUUGAUUGGGAUGCCCCAGAAGACAGGUCUGUCCAGCAGCCCGGACUCGGCAUCCAGGCGCCCGCGAACGGAUUAACAUCUACAAAGACUCUGCCCUUCCGCUUAGGCGCUCUCUCUAGAGCAGGCAACUUGUCCUCAGUACAUUCUACGCCGAACCGGCACAGCAACGGUGGAGACAAGGCCAACCCGUUUGAUUGGUCUGAGCAGCAACCAAGCCCGAGCAAUCACGAUCAAUCGCCGCCUCGGCCACGAACCGUACACGGCAAGAAGGAUGAUACACGUGGUAGUAGAGCCAACGGCCGACGGCCGCCCAGCGGUAUGCACGCACGCAGUCACAGUGUUCCAGUCGUUCCAGAAGCCGGCGGUAAGAGAAGCGUGGCUGCCAGUAAAUUUGGCACAUGGGGUGUUGGCAGCAAAGCGGUGACAGAAGAUUGGAAUGAGGACUUCGAUUUCGAGGACACGAUACCCUCUCUGCCGGAACAGGAUGCAUACGACGACAGGCGUAUUGACAGCGGGCAUGAGAUGUUCGUACCCAAGUCCAUUAGGGAGCAGCAGCAUAACGUGGUCGCUAAUAUCGAGAUGCUGAGAGAGUGGGGCCUUUUGAUUGAAGAGUUGAAGGAUCUACGGCUUCGCGCUGUAGCGGUGGGUAUGUUGAAUGGACCGCACGCGCAAGCAUGGCAGGAGGUGGAUGCCAUGAUCGAGUUGGCCGAUCAGGAGAGUGAAGAGUUGACCUUGCAACCUCGGCGAUCACCGCCUUCUUCUCCAGGCUUCGACUACGAUGCGUUUGAGGAUACCACCCCAAGUCUCGAGGAAAGUGACAGCGUACGCUCAGCAUCGUUUAUCCUACCUGAGCCACUGCUGGAGCGGGAGGUUCAGGCUACAGCGCUCACAACAGACCCCUCUCCCAACGCAACAGAGCAUCCGUACACCGCCCGGCCACGUAAGGACUCUGAGGCCGUCGCUCGAUUAGUCAUUGAAGCACUACAGACGAAACGCAGCGUGUCAGACUCCAGCACGCUGAAGCCUGUGCUUCCAUCCAAGAAGGUCCCCUUUGAUACGGCAACCCUGCGCCAUAUUGUGCCAUACGUCAAUGGGUUGAAGCGUAAAGUCAAGGACGCACUGCGCGAAACAGAGGGCUUGUACUCAAGCCCACGAAGGCGCUCGCCGCCCGAUGAUUCCGGUGCGGCACCUCGAAAGCCUGAAGUUGACCCACCAUUUCACAGUAUCUUCAAACACCCGCGAUCCGGGAGUCCCACAGGUCCACGGAAAUCGAGACGUGAUGACAUGAUUACAGACAACGACGGUUUCGAAGUGGUGUUCGGAGAGGGGCAGGCGGACCUUGCUGACCGCUUCAGUCGACUUGGCCUUCCGUCAUGA
Messenger RNA from Baudoinia panamericana UAMH 10762, 2778 nucleotides. RefSeq lists its product as uncharacterized. The record is from RefSeq and is a predicted model, not a curated record. The transcript has a single exon. Gene Ontology annotation, molecular function: GTPase activator activity. The coding region runs from base 1 to 2778 and encodes 925 amino acids. NCBI's taxonomy places the organism in Eukaryota, Fungi, Ascomycota, Dothideomycetes, Mycosphaerellales, Teratosphaeriaceae. Gene Ontology annotation, biological process: regulation of mitotic cytokinesis.